Babesia ovata is the source of this 2292-nucleotide messenger RNA. RefSeq lists its product as uncharacterized. Lineage: Eukaryota; Apicomplexa; Aconoidasida; Piroplasmida; Babesiidae. The record is from RefSeq and is a predicted model, not a curated record. Bases 1 to 2292 code for a protein of 763 amino acids. The transcript is spliced from 4 exons.
AUGGGCAAUAAGGAGAAAUUCUCUUACACCCUCCUCACCCUCUGGUCGCUCUCGCUCCUGUACCUGCACAUCGCCGUCGUCCGCCUCGACGUCCUGAGGAUACGCUCCUGCGAUUACCCUCAAGCCACCGCAUCGCCGCGCAGUCCCUCUCCCGCCGCCGCACGCGUCAAGGCACUCGCCAACGUCAGUACUUCUCACCAUAAUCGUGCUUCACGUGUGAUCUGUGUAUCACCCACUCACCCUCACUCAACCACUCACAUACUCCCCACUCAACCAUCAACCACUCACCACUCACUCAACCACCUCAACCACUCACCACUAUCACCACUCAAUACCGCCCGCUCAUCGACCAUCGACCACCCGCCCACUCAUCAACCACUCAACCGCCCACUCUACCGCCCACUCACUCAUCGACCAUCAUUACAUCGACUACUCGCCCCAUCAACCGCUCAUCGGUAUCGGGGGAAAGCCUUGGGGGAUAUUGAUGCCCGCCGUAUCUCUCUUGGUCUGCUUGCUGGGCAGCUUUCGGGGUUUAUUGGCGGUGGAGAGGAAGUUCAAAAUGCACUUGUGAAUGGUUUGCACAGUAAUGUAACUCAGCUUGAAAAGCUUUUGGAAACAUCUUGUGGAGAUGGGGAGUGUAAUUGUGAUAUUAAUAAUUUCCGUGAUGAUCAUCUUAAAAAUCUUCAAGAUAAAUUUAAUGAAGUUGAUAAAAUUGCAACAAAAAUUUAUAGCCUUAAAAAGCAAAAAGAUGAAAAAAGGAAGGCGCCUGGAAGGGCGCCGCCCGUCAGUGAUACUGAGAUUCUGAAGAAAAUUGAGCUAAAAAAUAAGGAGCUUCAAAAAGAAAAAGAGGAGCUUAAAAGGCAAAUUAAUGAGCUUCAAACUCAAUUAAAAGAGCCUGAAAAGCAAAUUAACAAGAAAAUUCAGGAGCUUAAUACAGAGAUUAAGCGUCUUGAAAGUGCAGUUGAAGAGGAACGUAAAAGGCAAAUUGAUGAGUAUACACAACAGGGAUAUAAACCUGAUGAAGCAAAAAAAUAUGUUUCUAUUCCCUCCCAUCUUUCCAAUCCUCUUGAAACUGAGCAGGCUAAAUUGAAGUCUCAUGAGGCUUCGUUGACAUCGCUUGAAAGUCUUGAUAAGCUUAUUACAUUUCAUCAGAAUGUUGACAGCGAUAAAAAUGGAAAAUGUAAAGAUAUUUUAGAUAAUUUGUGCACUGGCCUCGAAAAAUUUCUCGGCUACCAUGAUGGUAAUUACACUGGCAGUGGCAUCGUGUACUCGGACCUUGACAGGCUGUGCGACGGGGUGAUGUCUUUCCUUCAUGGAGUUUUAAGUAACAUUCAGCCUCAUUUAGGCCAGCAUAAAACACAAAUUAGCGUUGCACUUAACUCACUUAACACCAAUAAACACUCUGGUAAAGAGGGUUUUAAUAAGGCAAUUGGCGAAGUGGUCCAGGGGGUGAGCAAGUAUAAUGAGGGUGUGAGGGAGUCGAACAAUCAUCUCAAGAGCAAGAUUCAAGAUUUCGACGGGCAAAUGAGAAAUCUCAAGGAAACGGUAAGUGAAAUAUUGGAGAUUAAUUCUGUUGCAGGUGAUCAAGAUCUUUCCAAGAUCAUGACCAAGGCCGACAACGUGGCGAGGGACUGUCUCAUGACAGCUGGAGCAUUUCACAGAUAUAUGAAUGAUGCACAUAAACACAUAGCCGACCUAAAUAACAGUUGUAGACACAAUGUAAAUAAUGCUGUUAAAGCAGUUAACCACGAAAUUAAGAGGCUCCGUGACCUCUCCACCAGAGAGUGGACCAACCUAGCUAACUUGACGAAUAAAACCAGCGAGCUGAAAGCAUUGAUUAGCGGUAUCAAGAAACAAAUUGAAGACAUCCAUCAGAAGUUGGUAGAGUAUGUUGCAGACUUGCAGAAAUGGAUAGGUGCUGCAGAUGAAAUUAUGACUACGGCAUUGAAGAAGGUGGAAGCCAUACUAAAAGAGGUGAAUGAUCCGAAACCGAGUGAAAAGGCGAACAAUAAGAAAGAGAUUGAGAAGGCGGCUCAGGAUAUUUCGAAUAUGACUACUACACUUAAUGCGCAUUUUGUGAAGGUGAAGAAGCAUUUCGACAGCGUGAAGCUUGAAAAUCUUAAAGCCUUUGAACAUUUCAAAGUGCCAGAAUCUUUUGAUAUGUUUAACCAGAAGAUUGCCACUGGAUGGAAUUUGAGUGGUGAAAUCGACGGGCUUAAGAAGGAGCUUAAUAAUAGUUUGAAAAAAUAUGUUGAUGAUGUUCUCAAUAGAAUUAGGGAGAAGUUGGGUUAA